Anopheles cruzii is the source of this 3693-nucleotide messenger RNA. RefSeq lists its product as uncharacterized. Gene Ontology annotation, cellular component: nucleus. The record is from RefSeq and is a predicted model, not a curated record. The coding region runs from base 452 to 3145 and encodes 897 amino acids. The transcript is spliced from 3 exons. NCBI's taxonomy places the organism in Eukaryota, Metazoa, Arthropoda, Insecta, Diptera, Culicidae.
AGCGCCAUUCAUUGCGCUUAUCAGUGGACAUUGCGUGCAUAAUUAAACGUGAUUGCAAAACUACCCCCAAUUUGCACCCUCAUUUGCCAUCUUGUUGGGGACAUCGAUCUAUCCCCCACAUCGGUCAAUGUUAAUGGAAAUAGUUCCAUCACGGGUUGAAAAAAGAGAAGAAGAAAAAACCUUCACCCGCAAGGACGUUGCUAAAUCAGGAAACUACAUUCGUGGCUGUGUGGGUUAGUCGUCGUGAAAACACAACCGUUACCCAAGGGUUCGAGGCCACCGGAUGAUGAUUGCUAGUUUGUUCGUAGAAUAAAUCAAUCAACUACGCCUGAGGGGCCCUCUGACCCGGACGGAACGAGUGUGUUCUUGGAGUGCCGGCAAUGCAGAGUCUGUUGCGGGAUUGAAAACGUCGAAAUUCCAUUACUGAAGCUGAUCCGCAACGGUACACGGUAUGACACGAAUACGGACGGAUUCGAUCGGAUUGCGAUCGGGCGGCGGCGUCAGUGAACCCACCGCCAGCACCGGUUCAUCGUACGAAGGGCUGGUGACACCGUCGCCAGAAGCGACCGAAACGGCGGCGGUGGUGAUGGAAAGUUCCAUCAUGGACACGGACACGGGCCUACCGAAUGAUGCGAGCGAGAUGGUGGUCGCCGUAGAGGACGUGGUUUCGUCGAUCCACCAAUCGGCGGUCGCCCUAAUGAACGGAGUGGCUGUGGCCGCGAGCGCGAACAUCAAUAACAUCAGUAACAACAACAACAGAGAGGAUGAUAAGCGUGCCGAUAAGGGUGCAAAGCGUGACCAGCGCUCCCAGAUUAUUGAUGAUUUUGCCAGCAACGAUGACGACGAGCAGCAGCGAGCUGUAAACGCGAUUCACGCUCAUGAUAGUAGCGUUGAACUGCGGUGCUACGCAGCCGCGGCCAGUGGCGGCGGUGAUGUUGAUAACGAGCACCACAGCAUCGGUAUGCUGGUAGACGGGGCAACGGUCGGUGCGACCGAAAUCGCGAUCGAAAGUAUCUCGGAGACGGUGGUCGACGAAGCCCAGCACACGGAACCGAUCGUUGGGGAGGAAGAGGUGGUGCCAGAUAUUCCGUUCCAGGACUCCACGAAGCAGGAAUGUAUUGGAAACGAUGAUGACGGUGACGAUGAUGAUGAUGAUUUCACGGAGGACGAAGAUCCGUUACUGCAGGAAACGUUUAACGCGCUCAUCAACGGAACAGGGGGGAUCGAGGUGGUGGAUACGAGCGAGCGGAUUUCGCCAUCACCAGAAGAACAGAACGUCUCGGACGGUGCUGGCGGUGGGGAUCCGAUUGCUACUGCCGGUGACGGUGGCCCUGUUGAGGAGCUGGCGGAGUCGGAUCGGAACUAUGAGUGCACCUACUGUGGGAAGCUCUUCACACGCUCCAACACGCUGUCGUAUCACUUGAAGGUACACACCGGUGAACGGCCCUUCAAGUGCAAGCAUUGCGCGAAAGCGUUCCGCGAGCACUACCGAUUGGUGAAGCACCUCAAGACGCACGCCAAGCACGGGGGUUGCCGAGAACGAGACCGGUAUCGGUUGGAGCGCCGUGAAGAGCGCGCCCGAAUGGCACUGCAAGCUCAGCAAGCAUCGAGUCGGUUGGUCUCGGCGGUGGCCGUGAAGACAACGACGCCGAUGGCUGCCGCUGCCGGUUCGCCCGAGGAAGACUACACCACGGGUGACAGUGAGCGGUUCUUCAAGACGUACGAGCUAGCCGACGGACCGGAGGCCAUGAAGCUGGAGCCCGACAUUUCGCUUACGGUCGAGGGAGUGUCCGAAGGAGCGGUAGCGGCCAUGGCUGACGUGCCAAUGUUGGAGGAAACGGUGGAACGAUGUGAGGAGGAAGAGAUCGGUGCCGCUGAGGAAGCCACCGCGUCACUGCUGGCGGGCGAGGGAACGACCGACGUUCGGUAUCAGAUCAUCGAAGAGCGUAUCAAGUCGUUGCAGCGCGAGGUGCAUUUGGUCAACCAGAACCUGAACCGUGUCGAGUCCAAGGUCGACGGGUUGACGCGUAUGAUCUCGCUUUUUAUUGGCAAGUUUGAAGAAGAUCCAGCAGCCCUCGGUGAUGCCUCGUCAGGGGCUGCGACAGUAGGUGGCCAGACCGUUGCGUCCGUGACCGUCGAACCGCCGCUGGUUCCGUCUUCAGCGCCAACCAUUCCACAUUCCCCAGCACCACCAUCCCCUGUGGCGGCAGCGGUUGUUGCAGUGCAGCCGAAGACUACGGUGCUUUUGGCCACGAACAACCACCAAAACGUCCACCAUCAGCAGCAUCCGCUGGCAGUUAGCAGCGCACAGCACCCGUUGGUUUACGGUGCGGGAACCGUGCUCUCAACGAUAAGCCCACUUCCGACCACCGUGACACAGGUGUCGCAACCUCAGACACUGGUUCCGGAACGUGAAACUCGCAGCAGCAACGUCCACAGCAACAAUCCGGCCCAGUUCUAUCAUCGCUCACUAACACCCGCUCCUGCCCAGCAGACCCAGCUCGCUCUCGGUGGCAAUCAGCUGCUCGAUACAUUCCCGGACGUGCCGGAACUACCGAUCCGGACCGUGGGCGAUUUUCUCGAUCUCAACGAUCACUGCACCGAUAACGAGCAGUUCCUUCUCCAGAUGAUGAUUCGCUUGCACUCGGAAAUACACAACUCGCAGCCAUUCCAGCGCAACAUCAAACGGAUGAUGGAAGCCCUCGUCACGUACGAGGUCCUGUGUCAGUUUAGCUGGAGCGGUAAAUCGGCCAUCAACGGACAGUACACCAAGUACGUGUUUGGCAACAGUCUCGGCAUUAUCGAUCUGCUGACGAAGACGCUCAAUCUAGGCAAGAGCGCCAAGGAAGCGGAAGCAAACCAGAAGCCCAUCUUUGCGGCCAUUCAGAGCUUUAUCAAACACUCGCGCCAGAACAUGAUCCGCGAUAGCCGCAAGCGGCGUGAUCCGAUGCGGGCCAGUUUGGUCGGUGCGGCAAUGGCAACCGCCAGUGCCGUGGCGGACAGUACGACGUCAACGGGAAGCUACCUGGUGGCUACCCCGACGCAGUCAGGAGACUGUCCCCCGGAACGACAUCAGCUCAUCAAGCAGAUCAAAACGGAGUACCAACACCAUUCGCAUCCGGAAGAGUUGGUUAAUCCGUUCUAGAAGGAUGCGCAAACCCCUCUCCUCGUGGGGCCAUACAUUAAAGCUGUCCCAUGUAAAUAGCUACUAUCCCAACAACCACGUAUUUAAUGUUGAUAAAAUAUUGAACAAAACUCUAAACUCUUGUAAGGAUGUCCCGUUAUAGCUAAGAAGAUUCUUCCUUCACGGAGGAUUUAUUGUUUUUAUAUAGUUAGUUUAAUGUUUUUAUUUCCCCACUUCAUACUAUAAUGCUUAAAAGUGUAGCUUUCGAUCUACAAUUUAUUUGCUAUCUCUCGCGCGCAUCGCUCGGGAACACCUAACGGACUAUACAAGAUUGUUUCGAUUGUUGUUCCAGUUGUUGGGGACCGUUUCAUGGUACGGUGAAGAUCAGCUACGUGAUCAUUGGCUGCUACUGAUCAUUACUUAGGGUGAGCCCUGCUAACGGGCGACUUUUGAGGGACAAAGAUAGCUUCAACUCCGCUGAAUUCAAAGCAUGAAAAAUAAAUUAGUGCAAAGUGAAAAGAGAUAGAGAGAGAAAUAAAGAUAGAUAGAGAAAGAAGGAGAGAGAGGUA